Messenger RNA from Cucumis sativus (cucumber), 1357 nucleotides. Its product is annotated as RING-H2 finger protein ATL29. The transcript has a single exon. The record is from RefSeq and is a predicted model, not a curated record. NCBI's taxonomy places the organism in Eukaryota, Viridiplantae, Streptophyta, Magnoliopsida, Cucurbitales, Cucurbitaceae. Bases 103 to 1143 code for a protein of 346 amino acids.
UUCCUCAAUUUCUCCAUCUCCAUUACCUUAAACACCAAUGCUAUCAAUCUAUUAAUGAAAGCAACUCAUUUAUAACAACAAGGAGGAGCAUGAGGAUACAACAUGAGUUUCUUUAUUAACUCUCAUUCUUCUUCUUCUUCUUCUUCUUCUUCCUCCUCUUCUUGUUCUUCUUCUUCUUCCUUCCCCCUCCAUGUGUUCUUCCGGCCGAUGUCCACUGAUUUCUCUCGUCCCCCUUUUCCCACUAACGACCAUUCUUCUCCUCCUCUCACCAUUAUCCUCACUCUCAUCCUCCUUGCCUUUCUCCUCAUCGGAUUCUUUUCCAUCUACUUUUGUCGUUGCAUUAUGGAGUCUCUCCUUCACUCUCGCAAUCUUCGACGUUCCCCUUCUGGUAACCUCCUCCACCCUACCUCUGAUUCCCCUGCUCCUCAUCCAGGCCUUGACCCUCUUCUCAUCAACUCCUUCCCUACUUUCCCUUACUCCGGUAUCAAGGAGUUUCGUAGUGAUAAAAUCGGAUUAGAAUGUGCAAUUUGUUUGCUUGAAUUCGACGACGAUAGCUUCCUUCGUCUCCUCACUAAUUGUUGCCAUGUCUUCCAUCAAGAAUGCAUUGAUCUCUGGCUUGACUCUCACAAAACCUGCCCUGUUUGUCGUCGGGACCUCGACUCCGUAUCCCCUAGAGAUUCUUCCGAUAAGCCGAUUGAUCCUGAUUCUAACACUGAUAAUCCACCACGAAUUUCCCAUCAUGAAUCUAUUGAAGAUGCGAUUAGUAUUGACAUUGAUGACGACAUAGACGACGUCAUCGGCGAUGCCGAUGAAGAUCACCGCCCCUCUGUUUGUUCGGAGAAGGGAAAACAGGGUAUAACAAAAACAGAGGAGGAGAAGGAGAAGGAGAAGGAAUUAGAGAGAUUCAAGAGAUUUUCGAGGAGCCAUUCGACAGGACAUUCGAUAGUGAAAUCAAGAAGAGAAGGGGAAGAUAAACAUAAGUUGAUACUACCGGAACAUAUAAAGAUUAAGAUCAUUAGAGGGCAUAAUUGGACAGGAAGUUGUGUGACUUUUGAUGAGUUCUUGCGUAAUUCUGGCAAUGGUGGUGGGUUUUCAGAGCUUUCUGAAUCUAAUGAUCGACCUAACUUACCGAAGCCGCCAUGAUUAACUUUAUCUAUCACUUUGAUUCUUCUCUUAUUCAGUUUAUCAGUUUUGUUGUGAUGUAUUGAGAUUUGUAACUAUAAAAAGAGUUUUGAUAUUUUUUUUCUUUUUCUUUCUAAAACAGAGUAGUGGUUUUCCUUUUAGGUUUGUUCUCAAAGGACUUUCUUUUUUUAUUGAAAAGAAUUGUAAUUCAUAGAAGAUAUCAUAUAUUAUUCAA